GGCGGGCUUGGGGAGGGGGGCGAAGCGUCGGAAGCCGUGCGCAGUUCGGCUGAGACCGCUUCUGAAUGGGCAAGAAGGAGCGAGAUAAGAAGAAAUCUAAGAAACGACACUAUGAGGAGGAAGAGGAAGAAGAAUAUGACAUCCCAGGCAAAGAGUCCCAAGAAGCAGUUCCCUCAGCAGCAGGAAAGCAAGUGGAAGAUUCUGGGACAAAAGUUGAUGAAUAUGGAGCAAAAGACUACAGGAACCAGAUGUUGCUCAAGGCUGAUCAUUCCUCACGCCCGUUGUGGGUGGCUCCUGAUGGCCAUAUUUUCCUUGAAGCCUUUUCACCCGUUUACAAGUAUGCCCAGGAUUUCCUAGUUGCCAUUGCUGAGCCAGUUUGUCGACCUGUCCAUGUGCAUGAGUAUAAAUUGACUGCUUACUCGCUGUAUGCUGCUGUCAGUGUGGGUUUGCAGACAAGUGAUAUCACGGAAUACCUGCAAAAGCUGAGUAAAACCGGUGUACCAGAUGGGAUUAUUCAGUUUAUCAAGCUGUGUACUGUCAGCUAUGGAAAGGUAAAGCUGGUCCUGAAGCACAACAGGUAUUUUGUAGAAAGCACCUACCCUGAAGUCAUUCAGCAACUUCUCCAGGACCCAGUUAUUAGGGACUGUCGGCUGAGAAAUGCAGAAGGGGAAGAAACGGAACUCAUCACAGAAACAUUCACAAGCAAAUCAGCUAUUUCCAAGUCCAGUGAAGGUAGCAGCGGCCCUUCAAGUUCGCAAGGCACAGAUGCUCAGAAUAAACCCGAUGUCCCUGCUGACUUAUUUGAGUUUUAUGAACAAAUGGACAAGGAUGAAGAGGAGGAGGAAGAAACCCAGACAGUGUCUUUUGAAGUGAAGCAGGAAAUGAUUGAAGAGCUUCAGAAACGUUGCAUUCAGCUAGAGUACCCUCUACUUGCUGAGUACGACUUCAGAAAUGAUUCUGUGAAUCCUGAUAUUAAUAUAGACCUGAAACCUACAGCUGUUCUCCGACCAUACCAGGAGAAGAGUUUGAGAAAAAUGUUUGGGAAUGGCCGAGCUAGAUCUGGCGUGAUUGUCCUGCCCUGUGGUGCUGGCAAGUCACUUGUAGGAGUAACAGCUGCUUGCACGGUCCGCAAGCGGUGCCUAAUAUUGGGCAAUUCUGCUGUCUCUGUGGAGCAGUGGAAAGCCCAGUUCAAAAUGUGGUCCACCAUAGAUGACAGCCAAAUCUGCCGGUUCACUUCUGAUGCCAAAGACAAGCCAAUUGGCUGCUCUGUCGCUAUCAGCACCUACUCCAUGUUGGGACACACAACAAAGAGGUCAUGGGAGGCAGAGAAAGUAAUGGAAUGGCUAAAGAGUCAAGAGUGGGGCCUUAUGAUCCUUGAUGAAGUGCACACCAUACCUGCAAAAAUGUUCAGACGUGUGCUCACCAUUGUUCAAGCCCAUUGCAAGCUUGGACUGACAGCUACCCUCGUCAGAGAAGAUGACAAAAUCGUAGACUUGAAUUUCCUCAUUGGACCAAAGCUGUAUGAAGCCAAUUGGAUGGAGCUUCAAAACAACGGCUAUAUUGCUAAAGUCCAGUGUGCUGAGGUUUGGUGUCCAAUGUCUCCUGAAUUCUACAGAGAAUAUGUGGCUAUUAAAACGAAGAAACGGAUAUUGCUUUAUACUAUGAACCCAAACAAAUUCCGGGCUUGCCAGUUUCUGAUUAAGUUUCACGAACGAAGGAAUGACAAGAUCAUAGUCUUUGCAGACAAUGUGUUUGCUUUGAAGGAGUAUGCGAUUCGGCUGGGCAAACCUUAUAUCUAUGGGCCUACGGCACAGGGGGAGAGAAUGCAGAUCCUACAGAAUUUCAAACACAACCCCAAAAUCAACACCAUCUUUAUCUCCAAGGUAGGCGACACGUCCUUUGAUCUGCCAGAAGCCAACGUUCUGAUUCAGAUUUCGUCCCAUGGUGGGUCUCGAAGACAAGAGGCUCAAAGGCUGGGUCGAGUGCUGCGAGCAAAGAAAGGAAUGGUUGCGGAGGAGUACAACGCCUUCUUCUAUUCUCUCGUCUCCCAGGAUACUCAAGAAAUGGCAUACUCAACCAAACGUCAGAGGUUUCUAGUAGAUCAAGGCUACAGCUUUAAGGUAAUUACUAAACUUGCAGGAAUGGAGGAAGAAGAGCUUAUGUUCUCGACCAAAGAAGAACAGCAGCAGCUCCUCCAAAAGGUUCUGCAAGCUUCAGAUCUGGAUGCUGAGGAAGAGGUGGUUGCAGGAGAGUACGGCUCCAAGUCCUCCCAGGUUUCUCGACACUACGGCACAAUGAGCUCCAUGUCUGGAGCAGAUGAUACGGUUUACAUGGAAUAUCAAAGCUCACGAAGCAAGGCAUCUUCAAAUAAACACGUCCAUCCACUUUUUAAACGCUUUAGGAAAUAAGGAAAGUGCAUUAUGCAUUUCUUUCUUCCCAUAAGGAGAAGAGGAGACAUAAAUUUGGCUCAGGCUCUUAAAAUGUGUUGGCUUAAUUUCAUAAAUAGCUAAUAGUCAAAAUGAGGUGAAACAUUUCCUUUAUGAUGGAAGAUGGUUGCAAAUGGACUUUACCUUUACUGUUUCUAUGUGCUAUCUCCUAGGUACUACUUUCAAGCUGCAUUUUUAUUUGACACUUUUUAAAGAUUGCUUCAGAAUUGUGAAAUGAGAGCACUCUUGUACCAAGUGUAUAGUAGAGCUUCAAAUAGCACUGAAUAAACAUUGUGUGCCCCAAAA
Messenger RNA from Elgaria multicarinata webbii, 2732 nucleotides. RefSeq names its product ERCC excision repair 3, TFIIH core complex helicase subunit (gene ERCC3). Gene Ontology annotation, cellular component: nucleotide-excision repair factor 3 complex; transcription preinitiation complex; transcription factor TFIIH holo complex. Gene Ontology annotation, molecular function: hydrolase activity; ATP binding; DNA binding. The coding region runs from base 66 to 2408 and encodes 780 amino acids. The record is from RefSeq and is a predicted model, not a curated record. Gene Ontology annotation, biological process: nucleotide-excision repair; transcription initiation at RNA polymerase II promoter. The transcript has 15 exons. NCBI's taxonomy places the organism in Eukaryota, Metazoa, Chordata, Lepidosauria, Squamata, Anguidae.